This is a messenger RNA of Amoebophrya sp. A120, 2169 nucleotides long. NCBI's taxonomy places the organism in Eukaryota, Dinophyceae, Syndiniales, Amoebophryaceae. The record is from the annotation of a GenBank genome assembly.
CUGUCAUCUAAGUAGCGCAGUAGAACCCGCAAACAAGGUUCAAUUAUCGUGAUCGUUCAAUUCGUCAGGGACAUCAUCAUUGUCGUUGUUGUCGGUUUUCCACGUCGGUCAUAGUCAAUCAUCUUCGUUAUUUCAGCUCUAUUACAACGGUUUGAUAUGCGAAAGUUUAAGUCGAACAAGUGUCAGUACGCGAAAUAAACGGAAACCUUUUUCGUAUUCCAGUAGUAUCGCAAGAAAGACAUGCAAGAUUUCUUUUUCUUUUUUCGGAAGCAUGACCUGCUCCCGCACCGGGAUGAAUAUCAAAAAAAUGGGGGACUCAGAAGUACCUAGCGAACAAUUACACCUCUCCUUGUUUUCCUGACCACACGAGCACGACCGGUCGUUGUCUCGCAGAAAGCAUUAAGAUCAAGAUGCCACGGCACAGCACGAGGUGGGACACCAUUGCCCUCUGGGUGUGCAACGGGUUGCUCAGUUUGUCAACUCCGUACCUGCUCUACACCAUCGCCCACGACACCGCCCUGUUUCGCGCCGGGACCAACAGCCUGGAAGGGUGGACGCAGGAGAUUGGGGAGUGGUUCGAUAGUGUGAGAAAAAGCGGGUUUUCUUUCAUCCGGGCUGCAGUUGCGGGAGGACAGCUGGAAGAUGAUGAAGAAGAUGAUAUUAUCGACGACGAAAAUCUGGAGAUUUUUUGGUAUGUGAACAAGACGCACCUGAUUUUCACACCGAGUCCCCCCGACGAUGUCAUCGCACUGCCCUACCCGCCGCCGCCGGGACUCGUGCGGCCCGAGGACGUGCCGACCUGGAAGGAGCUCGCGGAAAAGCACGGGCUGCGGUCCAGGGAAAGGCGAGCAAAAGCGGCUGCAGCGGGGGCAGGAACAAGUGGGGGAAGAAGCAAGGUGCAAAUGAAGAACGGGAAUAAAAUUGUUCCCGCCGCAUCUUCUCGAAGCAGCACCAGCCAGCAGACAAAAAGGCCACCCCCGCUAUCCCGGAACAAGAUGAAUAAGAAAAGGAGAACCUCCGCGCGGACCCCAGCCCUGGCGCAUAAUACCUGGGCGUUGACGAACUUCAUUCGCAGCAGUUUUGGGAUGGAGCCCCGAUUUGAUACAUCAGAGUCGCUGCUGGAGCAGGAACAUGCAGCGGACCAGAUCAGCGACGCCGCCCGGUACAUGGUUUCGCAGCAAAACCUGUACCUGCUGAUCACGCUGCAGUUCUGGAUUUUCUCGUCGCUGCUGGACUACGCCCCGUGGUUCUUCAACCACCUGCGGGUGCGGUUGGCAGCCUGGUACACGAAAAACAAAAUGCCGGCAGACGCAUUCGACACGCUGUGGGGACGGAUCGAGGUAUUACUUAGUUUUGCAACUGCUCCUCAUCACGUAUUAAAGAGCGAUCAUCAUGCUGAUUCACAUUCAGGUUACAAUUACUGCAUAAGAACGGGCUUUUGCACGACAUGUCCAUGCAUGUUCGACCCACCAUCGCAAAACUGCAGUUCACAAAGCGUUUGGUUGUGAUAACUUCCGGAGGCUAUUGGUUGCUACUCGCGUGGGAAAACUUUGCAGUGGUCUUCGAGCAGGCCAGCAUUCACGCAAUUCACAUCAUCUUCUACGCGAUGGUGUGUCACCUGCACUUGCUUUGCCAAGCCGCGGGCAUGCGCGUUGAGGUACGGAGACCGGCGUAGGGGGAUAAAAUAUGUUUGUGCUAUUGCGACGGCACAACAACUGACUAACUUACUACUUACCUCGUCCUGCAAGAAAUUAAGUUAAACAACUUGUUUGAAGAAAAUUACACGUAUGUACACAACACUUGCGCGGCUUUGAUAUGUUUGCUUUUCAUCGCACCGAGUUUGUUGGAAUUUACGAAGAAGUAUGGCUGCUGUAUACAAAACAACAUCAAAGCAUAUUUAUAAUCCAUAUCCUCUCAACAAAACUCGAUUUGAAAUUGAUCUUUUGACGUUUGCGUUACCGGUUUUCGUUUACAUGCGUUUCCAUUACCAUGAUUUCGAAUCGAUACAUAGCUGCAUUUUUGUACAAAAAUAAAUUGAGUAUGAGUUGCAGUCUCGCCAAGGCGUGACGCGGAGAACAGCACCUGAAGAACAAGAAGAAGUCAAAACGUUGUUUUUUUGUAUAAUUGCAAAAAUGAACAACAACUACAGGAUCUUAGCCCAUUUAUUAU